GUCAAGCAUAGGUACUGCGUAUAAAAAGGAACCAUGAGUAACCUGCUGCAUUCAGUUUGUAAUUCAUUUCGGAUUCGUUUCCUAAAUUACGACGACUAAAAUGAAGUUAGCUAUUCUGCUCGUUGUCGGCGUUAUCGCCAGACAGACAUAUGGCGACGAACCUGAAGCUAUCGUGGGUGGUGAUGUAGCCAAGCCCGGUCAGUUUAAACAUCAAGUCUCCCUUCAGGUGUUAGGGAAACAUAUUUGCGGGGGUUCUCUUAUUGACGAGACACAUGUUCUCACCGCUGCCCAUUGCCUUCAGAGUAAAACACAAAAUUUGUUCUUGAAAGUUGUGACUGGAGCCACUAAAACGACAGAGGGAGAAAAACACAAAGUCAAGUGUAUACGCUUGCACCCAGGCUACACUGGUAAGAGAACAGACGGUUGGAAGGAUGAUAUUGCUGUAAUCACGUUGGAGACGCCGGCUAAGGAAACCGAUUUGCAAGGUCCGAUUUCUUUACCGAACAAGGAUUAUGCCACUGGCGAAUAUCGUGGUUUGAUAAGCGGAUGGGGAAUGACUCGCGCCAACUCACGUGUCUCGUCUGUACUUCGAUACGUCGAAGUAAACGUCCAUAGCACGAAGCGCUGUUUAGAAGAUCAUAAGAAAUUGGUACUUAAUCCGUACACCACGGAAAAACAAGUAUGCACUCUGGAAAAGGCUGGACAAGGUGCCUGCCAAGGUGACAGCGGCGGUCCUCUCAUGGUCAAUGACGAACUCUGUGGUGUUGUCUCUUGGGUUUUACCCUGCGCCAGAGGUGUUUCAGAUGUAUUCACUCAUGUCAUUUACUAUCUGGACUUCAUCAAAGAAAGUUUAGAGAUGUGCAUUACGACGACUAAAAUGAAGUUAGCUAUUCUGCUCGUUGUCGGCGUUAUCGCCAGACAGACAUAUGGCAACGAACCUGAAGCUAUCGUAGGUGGUGAUGUAGCCAAGCCCGGUCAGUUUAAAUAUCAAGUCUCUCUUCAGUUGUCAGGGCAACAUUUUUGCGGAGGUUGCCUUAUUGACGAGACACAUGUUCUCACCGCUGCUCAUUGCCUUGCGGGUAAUACAGUAGUAGAAAAUUUGUUCGUGAGAGUUUUGACCGGAGCCACUAACACAGCCACAGGGGGAGAAAAACACAAAGUCAAGCGUAUACGCUUGCACCCAGAAUAUAUUGGUAAGAGUGAAUACGGUUGGGUGAACGACAUUGCUGUAAUCACGUUGAGGACGCCAGCUAAGGCAAACGCUUUCCAAGCUCCAAUUCCUCUACCGAGUAAAGAUUACGCAACUGGCGAAUAUCGUGGUUUGAUAAGCGGAUGGGGCAUGACUCGCGCCAACUCAGAAGUCUCGCCUGUACUUCGAUACGUCGAAGUAAACGUUCAUAGCACGAAGCGCUGUUUAGAAGAUCAUAAGAAAUUGGACGGACUUAAUAAUCCAUACACCACGGAAAAACAAGUAUGCACUCUGGAAAGGCAUGGACAAGGUGCCUGCCAAGGUGACAGCGGCGGUCCUCUCAUGGUCAAUGGCGAACUCUGUGGUAUUGUCUCUUGGGUUUUACCCUGCGCCAGAGGUGUUUCUGAUGUAUUCACUCAUGUCUAUCGCUAUCUGGACUUCAUCAAAGAAAGUAUAGAGAUAGACUGAUAAU
This is a messenger RNA of Odontomachus brunneus, 1661 nucleotides long. RefSeq names its product transmembrane protease serine 9-like. The transcript has 10 exons. Gene Ontology annotation, biological process: proteolysis. Bases 101 to 1657 code for a protein of 518 amino acids. The record is from RefSeq and is a predicted model, not a curated record. Gene Ontology annotation, molecular function: serine-type endopeptidase activity. Lineage: Eukaryota; Metazoa; Arthropoda; Insecta; Hymenoptera; Formicidae.